AUGGAGAAAGAAGAAAAGAAAUUUGUCAAUAAAGCAGAGGAAGAUGAAAUGGAGAUCUAUGGCUAUGAUCUGUGUCGCUGGAAGUUGGUGCUAGUUACUGUGGGAGUGAUCUGUUCUGGUGGCUUUCUUCUCCUUCUCCUCUACUGGAUGCCUCAGUGGCGUGUGAAAGCAACAUGCAAAAGGACUACGCUUAAAGACUGUGAAGUGGUUCUGCUGAGAACAACUGAUGAAUUCAAGAUAUGGUUUUGUGCAAAGGUUCGCAUUAUGCCUUCUUUGGGAGCCAAUCCUUUACAGAAUCCUAACCCUAUUGUACACAAGGUUUCAAAUGGCCAUGCUGUUCAUUUCUGUGAAUCUGCUGCAGAAGAAAAUAAAAAUGAUUUGAAAAAAUAUUUUCAGUCAGAAGAAAGGUAUUUAGUGAUGCUGGUUUAAUAUCUAUGUGUGUUGCCCUUGCAGAUUCGUUAUUUCACACAUCACAGCGUGAAGUAUUUCUGGAAUGAUUCAGUUCAAAGUUUCGAUGUUGUACGAGGUCUAGAUGAGUCUACAUUCUGUUCUUCAAUUCAUAACGAACACAGCAUGGGACUGACAAAGGGAAUGCAUGAUUACAGAAAAGCAUUCUAUGGAGUAAAUGAAAUUGCUGUGAAAGUGCCUUCCAUUUUUAAGCUUCUGAUUAAGGAGGUUCUCAACCCUUUUUACAUUUUUCAGUUGUUCAGUGUGAUAUUGUGGAUCACUGAUGAAUAUCACUACUAUGCAUUAGCAAUUGUGAUCAUGUCUGUAAUAUCCAUUGUUAGCUCACUCUACACCAUUAGAAAGCAAUAUGUUAUGUUACAUGACAUGGUAGCAGCUCACAGCAUUGUCAGGGUUUCUGUCUGCAGAGGAAACCAAGAAAUAGAAGAAAUCCUUUCCACCGACCUCGUGCCUGGAGAUAUCAUGCUGAUUCCAUCUAAUGGGACAAUUAUGCCCUGUGAUGCAGUACUUCUCAGUGGUACUUGCAUUGUAAAUGAAAGUAUGUUAACAGGUGAAAGUGUUCCUGUCACAAAGAUUAAUCUACCAAACCCUUCAGAACAUCCAAAAGCAAUGGGAGAUGAAAUAUACAGCCCAGAAGUGCAUAAACGACAUACUUUGUUCUGUGGAACCAAUGUCAUUCAAACCCGUUUUUAUACUGGAGAAUUGGUCAAAGCUCUAGUAGUGAGAACAGGCUUUAGUACUGCUAAAGGACAGCUUGUUCGUUCCAUACUGUAUCCAAAGCCAACUGAUUUUAAACUCUACAGAGAUGCCUAUUUGUUUCUCCUGUCUCUGGUAGUGGUGGCAGGCAUUGGGUUUCUUUACACGGUUGUCAAUAGCAUCUUAAACGAGGUUCCAGCUCAUACCAUCAUCAUAGAGUCUCUUGACAUUAUCACUAUCACGGUGCCUCCAGCACUCCCUGCUGCCAUGACUGCUGGCAUUGUUUAUGCACAAAGAAGGCUGAAAAAACUUGGCAUUUUCUGCAUCAGCCCACAAAGGAUAAAUAUUUGUGGCCAGCUGAAUCUUGUCUGUUUUGAUAAGACUGGCACACUUACUGAGGAUGGCUUGGAUCUUUGGGGAAUUCAACGGGUGGAAAAUGCUCGUUUCCUUUUGCCGGAAGAGAGGGCUUGCAGUGAGAGCUUGCUGAAGUCUGAGUUUGUUGCUUGCAUGGCAACUUGUCACUCCCUUACAAAGAUUGAAGGGGUGCUUUCUGGGGAUCCGCUUGAUUUGAAGAUGUUUGAAGCAAUAGGAUGGAUUUUAGAAGAAGCAACUGAAGAGGAAACAGCCCUUCAUAAUCGAAUCAUGCCAACAGUGGUUCGACCUUCAAAACAACUUUUCACAGAAUGCAAGCAAGCAACAAAUCAAGAAAUGGAAUUGUUUGAGCUAUCGACCGGUUACGAGAUUGGAAUUGUGCGCCAGUUUCCAUUUUCUUCAGUUUUGCAACGUAUGUGUGUAAUAGCGAGAGUUCUAGGGGAGAAGAGGAUGGAUGCUUACAUGAAAGGUGCCCCUGAAGUGAUUGCCAGCUUGUGUAAGCAGGAAACAGUUCCUGUUGACUUUGAGUGUGUCCUGGAAGAAUACACUAAGCAGGGCUUCCGAGUUAUUGCUCUUGCUCACAGAAAAUUGGAGUCUAAGCUUACAUGGCACAAAGUCCAGACUAUUAAUAGAGAUGCUAUUGAAAGCAACAUGGAUUUUAUGGGGUUAAUUAUAAUGCAAAACAAGCUAAAGCAAGAAACCCCUGCUGUACUUGAAGAUUUGCAUAAAGCCAACAUUCGCACUGUCAUGGUUACAGGGGAUAACAUGUUAACUGCUAUCUCUGUGGCCAGAGACUGUGGAAUGAUUCUACCUCAGGAUAAGGUCAUUAUUGCUGAAGCACUACCUCCAAAGGAUGGGCAGGCUGCCAGGAUCAACUGGCAUUAUGCAGAUACCCUUGCAAAAUGCACUAGUUCUUCACCAGCCAUAAACUCAGAGGAUAUUCCAGUUAAAUUGGUUCAUGAAAGCCUCGAGGAUCUCCAGAUGACCAAAUACCAUUUUGCAAUGAAUGGAAAGUCAUUUGCAGUGAUUUUGGAGCAUUUUCAGGACCUGGUACCCAAGCUUGUGUUACAUGGCACUGUGUUUGCUCGCAUGGCGCCUGAUCAGAAAACUCAGUUGGUGGAAGCUUUACAGAAUGUAGAUUACUAUGUGGGCAUGUGUGGAGAUGGAGCAAAUGACUGUGGCGCACUAAAAAGGGCACAUGGUGGUAUAUCUUUGUCUGAACUUGAGGCUUCUGUGGCGUCACCAUUCACUUCCAGGACACCCAGUAUUUCCUGCGUGCCAAAGCUCAUCAGGGAAGGCCGUGCUGCUUUAAUAACUUCCUUCUGUGUAUUUAAGUUCAUGGCGUUAUACAGCAUUAUCCAGUACAUCAGUGUUACUCUGCUAUAUUCUAUCCUGAGCAAUUUGGGAGAUUUCCAGUUUCUCUUCAUUGAUUUGGCAAUCAUUUUGGUGGUUGUCUUCACUAUGAGUCUGAACCCUGCUUGGAAGGAGCUUGUUGCACGAAGGCCUCCAUCAGGUCUUAUCUCAGGUCCACUUCUGUGUUCUGUUUUGUCUCAGAUCAUCAUCUGCCUUGCUUUCCAAAUCUUUGGGUUUUUUUGGGUCAAACAGCAGUCGUGGUAUGAGCCUUGGACAACGGAAUCUGAUGCAUGUAAUGUGUUGGAUGCCACAAAUGCCAGCUCUGCACACCACGGGAAUGAGACUCUUCGUGAUGAGGAGACUCUUCAUGAUGAACAUUACAUUAAAAAUUAUGAAAACACAACUUUGUUUUUUAUAUCCAGCUUUCAGUACCUCAUAGUGGCAAUUGUCUUUUCUAAAGGAAAGCCCUUUAGACAACCAUGCUACAAAAAUUUUUUGUUUGUCAUAUCUGUGAUAGUUCUUUAUGUCUUCAUAUUUUUCAUCAUGUUGCAUCCUGUUGAAUCUAUUGACACAUUUCUUGAGCUCGUCUGUGUGCCGUAUGAGUGGCGCCUAAGAAUUCUCAUCAUUGUUAUUCUCAAUGCAAUUGUGUCCGUGCUGAUGGAGGAGGCUGUGGAUCGCUGUGGAGUCUGCUUCCUUUCUUCCCUGUUUGGUUGUAGAGAGAAGACACCAAAAGCCAAGUAUAUGCAUCUAGCUCAGGAACUGCUGGUUGAUCCAGAAUGGCCACCAAAACCCAGAACAACAACAGAAGCUAAAGUACCAUCCCAAGAAAAUGGUUCAUAUCAAAUCAUCACUGUAACGUAA
Leptosomus discolor (cuckoo roller) is the source of this 3747-nucleotide messenger RNA. NCBI's taxonomy places the organism in Eukaryota, Metazoa, Chordata, Aves, Leptosomiformes, Leptosomidae. The record is from RefSeq and is a predicted model, not a curated record.